CACAGAUUUAGAUAAGUGAUAAGAAAAAUUAAAAGAAAGAAAAACAAGCCAAACCAAACAGACUCCAGUGCCCCUGCAGUAACUCUCUGUGCAGGUGCCAAAGACAGUUGAACAAGUGCAAAGUGCAAUAAAAAAUUUAAAUAAUAUUAGCUACAUACACAAUGGAUAUGGAUACGUUGCUGCUGCCGUCGCCGCCUGCAACGCCCCCGCUUCGGGAUAACAAAGUGGAAAACGCCGCCAAGGACAAACAACAGGUCAAUGAGAAUCUACUGAAGGCCAAGCUAAAACUGGUCGCCAAUCAGAAGAGUCAAAAAAAUGGCGCCGGCAUCAUAACACCCAAUCCCUCGGACACGGAGGACGAUGCCGCCGAUGUGCUGCCAUGCAAAAAGGCGCGGCUGGAACAGCCGGCGGUUACGUUAACGCCUCCACCCGAUCAGCAGCAGCAGCAGCUGAAGCAUGAACAGGAACAGGAGGCGGAGGAUGCACUGGCACAACGCGUCAGUGUCAUUAUGCGCGUCAAUAGCCUGGGCACGGUCAGCUCCUCAACCAAUGAGGAGAACAGUUCCAGCUCCAGCUGCUCCAACACUGGCGCACUCGGCACACCCAUUGCCGAUGACUAUCCAGAGGAGAAUGUGUGGCGCAAUCUCAAAUACAAAAUGAAUCGCAAACGUGCCGCUGAGGUGGCACUGCCCACGGCAACAACAAAACCAACUACAGUGGAACCAUGCAGCGCACCAUCAUCAGCAACAGACCAGCAAAACAACACAUCCUGUCCAGCGUCCGCGACGAGCGUCUAUAUAGCUGCAGCACCUGCUGCAAACUCUCAGCUGCUGCUGCUAAGCAAUGUUGCCGUUGCCGUCGCCGCUGCCGCCGCCGCCGCCGGUGCACAGCAGCCUCAAUUACCAAGCCAGUCUCCAGCUUCAUCCGCAUCGCCAGCCUUGUCCUCGUUGGGGGGCAAACGCAUUACAGCCGCCCAGGCGGCGGCGACACGUAGCCGCAUCUACGAGUGCAGCUUUCCCGAUUGCGGCAAAAACUACUUCAAGAGCAGCCACCUGAAGGCACAUCAGCGCGUCCAUACUGGGGAGCGUCCGUUCAUAUGCAAAUGGGAGAACUGUGACAAGCGUUUCUCUCGCUCCGAUGAGCUGUCGCGGCACAAGCGCACGCACACCGGCGAAAAGAAGUUCCAGUGCGGCGUCUGCUCAAAGAAGUUCAUGCGCAGCGAUCAUCUGUCCAAGCACGUGAAGCGCCACAACAAGGACAAGGCGAACGGAGUCAAUCGCAAUGUCAGCUUUGCCACGUCGGCUGCCGAAGCAGCUGCCGCUGCCGCUGCUGCUGCUGCUACGGCGACGUCAGCGCUAUGCGAGCCAACGCUACAGCUGCGUGCAAUAGCACCAGCCGCUGCCGCCGCUGCUAUCUCCGCCUCGAGUUCACAAUCCGCCUCGUCGAGCCAAUCCUCCAGCAGUCUACACAUUUACAGUGCGCCGGAUUUGCUGCGACUGCAACAGCAUCGAUCGUCCCCGUUUGUGGCAACGGCAGCGGCUGCGGUUCAAGCCCGAUAAACAGACGGACCACAAUCUCAUCUCGACACAGUAUGAACCAGCUCAAUCACAAAACUGGAGCACAUCCAUAUGCGGGCCAGCUGGCGUUAUAGUUUAAGACCUAGUUAAGAGCUAUUUCUUGUCAUCGUUAUUCUAGAUUCAUAUUACACAAUUGUCCUUAUGUCCUUAUGGAUAUGCUGCACAACACAACAUGUUUCCAAGCACACAUUUUAGUUUAGAGCUCUUCUGAUAAUACCUAGUGCAUAUAUAUACUAUAUACUAUAUAGCUACGAUUCUGUGAUAUUUAAGUUUUCUUAACUCUUUCUCUAUUGUACAAUAAUUAACGCUCUUACAUUUUUUUGUAAUCUUAACGAAAUUGUAUUUAUUGCAUCAUGUGAAGAAAAGAAGCAUGGAAAAUACCUGGUACAAAGCCAAGGUACAAAUCUCAAGAAAACAAAAAAA
Drosophila virilis is the source of this 2000-nucleotide messenger RNA. It is a transcript of the gene cbt, whose product is annotated as Kruppel like transcription factor cabut. Gene Ontology annotation, biological process: regulation of transcription by RNA polymerase II. Gene Ontology annotation, molecular function: DNA-binding transcription factor activity, RNA polymerase II-specific; RNA polymerase II cis-regulatory region sequence-specific DNA binding. The record is from RefSeq and is a predicted model, not a curated record. NCBI's taxonomy places the organism in Eukaryota, Metazoa, Arthropoda, Insecta, Diptera, Drosophilidae.